AUGCACAUCAUCGAUGAACCUAUGAGAAUACAUGUUCGAGAGAUUCUUAUUGUUUAUUUUUGUUUCUUUCUUUUUUUACGAGAACAACCAUAUGUAUGCAAAUUUUGCAAUCGAAGCUUUUCUAUCUCAUCAAAUCUACAACGGCACAUAAGAAAUAUUCAUAAACGCGAACGACCAUUUCGUUGUACACACUGUGAUAAAUGCUUUGGACAACAAACAAAUCUUGAUCGACAUAUGAAAAAACAUUUGUCACAAUCAACAUCAUCCUCAUUGAUAGCGGCACAAUUCGAAAGAAAUACAGCAAAUCCCUUGUCACAAAUUCCGUAUCCAUCAUCAAUACCAUUAUCAUCGUUUAAUUUAAAUGGAAAUUUACCACAGCAUUCAACAGACGAUGAAGAUUCAAGUGAAUUAUCAGAUGAAGAUGAUGAAGAUGAAGAAAUCGAAGAAGAUGUCGAUGGUGAAGAAGAUGAUGACUUAGAAACGAAUUCACUAUCAAUUGGAGAUACUGAUGAAACUGGUCAACAACAAGCAACAUCAUCUUCAACAUAA
Messenger RNA from Rotaria socialis, 549 nucleotides. The record is from the annotation of a GenBank genome assembly. NCBI's taxonomy places the organism in Eukaryota, Metazoa, Rotifera, Eurotatoria, Philodinida, Philodinidae.